This is a messenger RNA of Protomyces lactucae-debilis, 690 nucleotides long. RefSeq names its product ribosomal protein L18e/L15P. The coding region runs from base 1 to 690 and encodes 229 amino acids. The transcript has a single exon. Gene Ontology annotation, cellular component: mitochondrial large ribosomal subunit. The record is from RefSeq and is a predicted model, not a curated record. Lineage: Eukaryota; Fungi; Ascomycota; Taphrinomycetes; Taphrinales; Protomycetaceae. Gene Ontology annotation, biological process: translation. Gene Ontology annotation, molecular function: structural constituent of ribosome.
AUGUCCAUCCUCAACAGGCUCAGCGACAAUGAAGGCGCAACUCACAAUGUCAAGCGGCUCGGCAGAGGACCAGGAAGCGGCAAGGGCAAGACUGCAGGUCGAGGACACAAGGGACAAAAGGCAAGAUCAGGCAACGGUGCUCCACGGGGCUUCGAAGGAGGACAGACACCCAUUUCGCGCCUGUUCCCCAAGCGCGGCUUCAACAAUUCGGGCGAGGAAGACUUGAGCCCUUUGAACCUGGGCAAGCUACAGCUCUGGAUCGAUCUCGGUAGAAUAAACCCAUCGAAACCGAUAUCCAUGAAGGAUCUUGUCGAGUCCAACGUCAUUCAUGGAAUCAAAGACGGCGUCAAGCUGCUUGCAGGUGGUAAAGAAGCACUCAAGACACCUGUCCAGCUGGACGUCACCAAAGCAUCAGCCGAAGCUAUUGCUAGAAUUGAAGCUGUGGGUGGCAGCAUCGUUUGCACAUACCGCAAUGCUCUUUCAAUGAGGGCGCUCCUUAAACCACACACCUUUGCCAAAUUGCCAAAGCCAGCGUUACCGACGCGUCGCAAGGAUCUCGAGUUCUACACCAUGAAGGAGAAGCGAGGCUAUCUUGCCGAUGACUUGGCGAGCGGCAAGAUUGUGCUGCCGGCUAACCCAGCAGAGGCAGCCAGGAAGGCUGCGAGUAAGGCACCAGCGGCAGUGGCGUGA